AGGAGACUUUGGGCUUAUCGGCCUUGCUGUCAUGGGUCAAAAUUUGAUCCUCAAUAUUAAUGACCAUGGGUUCACUGUAGUUGCUUAUAACAGAACAGUGUCUAAGGUAGAAUACUUUUUGCAAAAUGAAGCUAAAGGCACUAAUAUAAUCGGCGCCAGUUCUAUCAACGAUCUUGUGACUAAACUUAAGCGCCCACGAAAAAUUAUGCUCUUGGUAAAAGCCGGAUCUGCCGUUGACGACUUUAUCGAACAAAUUAUUCCUCAUCUAGAACCGGGCGAUAUUAUCAUUGACGGCGGCAAUUCUCAUUAUCCAGACACUAUCCGCAGGUGUAAAUAUUUAGAAGAAAAGGGUUUCUUGUUUAUCGGUUGUGGUGUUUCUGGAGGUGAAGAUGGUGCUCGUUAUGGUCCAUCCCUUAUGCCCGGAGGUUCUUUGGCUGCAUGGGAACAUGUACGACCAAUUUUUCAAGCUAUUGCGGCCAAGGCUGGUGGAGAGCCAUGUUGUGAUUGGGUUGGUGAAACUGGUGCUGGUCAUUAUGUCAAAAUGGUUCAUAAUGGUAUCGAAUAUGGUGAUAUGCAGCUCAUUUGUGAAGCCUACCAUUUAAUGAGAGGUCUUGGUCUUUCGCAUGAAGAAAUUGGGAAUGUAUUUGAGGAAUGGAACAAGGGUGAACUUGAUUCAUUUUUGAUAGAAAUUACUAAAAAUAUUGUGAAAUACAAGGAUAAUGAUGGUGCACCUAUAAUCGAAAAAAUCAAGGAUGUUGCUGGUCAAAAAGGGACUGGCAAAUGGACUGCUAUAUCUUCGCUAGAACUGGGUGUCCCUGUUACACUUAUAGGUGAGGCUGUGUAUGCUCGUGCACUUUCAGCUUUGAAAGGGGAACGU
This is a messenger RNA of Acaulospora morrowiae, 877 nucleotides long. NCBI's taxonomy places the organism in Eukaryota, Fungi, Glomeromycota, Glomeromycetes, Diversisporales, Acaulosporaceae. The record is from the annotation of a GenBank genome assembly.